This is a messenger RNA of Miscanthus lutarioriparius, 2163 nucleotides long. Lineage: Eukaryota; Viridiplantae; Streptophyta; Magnoliopsida; Poales; Poaceae. The record is from the annotation of a GenBank genome assembly.
AUGGCGACCCCCGCGCUGGACUCCCUCCCGGCGCCGCUCCGGUCGCUGCGGCUCAAGACGAAGCAGCAGGAGCUCCUGCUCCGCGUCUCGGCGCUGGCGCUCAUCUACAUGCUCGCCUUCGCCGUCCGCCUCUUCUCCGUCCUCCGCUACGAGUCCAUGAUCCACGAGUUCGACCCCUACUUCAACUACCGCACCACGCUCUUCCUCACCGAGAACGGCUUCAGCGAGUUCUGGAACUGGUUCGACUCCGAGAGCUGGUACCCGCUCGGGCGCGUCGUCGGUGGGACGCUCUUCCCGGGUCUCAUGGUGACCGCCGCGUUGCUCCAUCGCCUCCUCCGCGCGCUCUCCCUCGCCGUCCACAUCCGCGAGGUCUGCGUCCUCACCGCGCCCUUCUUCGCCGCCAACACCACUCUCGUCGCCUACGCCUUCGGCCGCGAGAUCUGGGACUCCGGGGCGGGGCUCUUCGCCGCAGCGCUCAUCGCCAUCGUCCCUGGCUACAUCUCCCGCUCCGUCGCGGGGUCCUACGAUAACGAGGGCGUCGCCAUCUUCGCCCUGCUGCUCACCUUCUAUCUCUUCGUGCGCGCCGUCAACACGGGGUCGCUCGCCUGGGCGCUCGCCUCGGCGUUCGGCUACUUCUACAUGGUGUCGGCAUGGGGAGGCUACGUGUUCAUCAUCAAUCUCCUCCCGCUCUAUGUGCUUGUGCUGCUUGUCACUGGGAGGUAUUCACAGAGGCUCUACGUGGCCUACAAUUGCAUGUAUGUGCUUGGGAUGUUGCUUGCGAUGCAGAUCCGUUUCGUUGGAUUCCAGCAUGUGCAGUCCGGGGAGCACAUGGCUGCUAUGGGAGUCUUCUUCCUCUUGCAGGUUUUCUUCUUCUUGGACUGGGUGAAAUACCUGCUAAAUGAUGCCAGACUAUUCAAGUCAUUCCUUCGAAUUACUCUUACAUGUGUGAUUACUGUUGGCACCCUGGCUCUUGGAAUUGGUACUGCAUCUGGUUACAUCUCCCCUUGGACAGGACGGUUUUACUCCCUGCUUGAUCCUACCUAUGCAAAGGACCAUAUACCAAUCAUUGCGUCUGUUUCUGAGCAUCAGCCAACAGCAUGGUCAUCUUUCAUGUUUGACUUCCACAUCCUCCUUUUCCUGUUCCCAGCUGGCCUUUAUUUCUGUUUCAAGCGCCUGUCAGAUGCCACGAUAUUUAUUGUUAUGUAUGGCCUCACGAGUAUGUACUUUGCUGGUGUGAUGGUCCGGUUAAUUCUUGUGGCAGCACCAGCCGUUUGUCUUAUUAGUGCUAUUGCUGCAUCUGCUACAAUAAAGAAUCUGACCACUUUGAUCCGGACAAAGAGCAGAAGUCCACAGACCACUUCUGGAAAAACAACUGGCUCAAAGGCAGCUGCAAAGGGAGCAGUUGAUCAAACUUUACCAUUCCAACACAAUGCAGCUAUUGCUCUUCUUCUGGGUGCCUUUUACUUGCUCAGUAGGUAUGCCAUACACUGCACGUGGGUGACAUCUGAGGCUUACUCUUCUCCAUCUAUAGUUUUGGCCGCAAGGGGUCAUAAUGGUGGAAGAGUCAUCUUUGAUGAUUAUCGUGAGGCAUACUAUUGGCUUCGUCAGAACACUCCUCCUGAUGCUAAGAUUAUGUCUUGGUGGGACUAUGGAUACCAAAUUACAGCUAUGGGUAACAGAACUGUCAUUGUUGAUAACAAUACAUGGAAUAACACACACAUAGCUACAGUUGGACGUGCUAUGUCAUCUUACGAAGAUGAAGCAUAUGAGAUCAUGCAAUCACUUGAUGUGAACUACGUGCUUGUUGUAUUUGGAGGUGUUACUGGAUAUUCUUCAGAUGAUAUCAACAAGUUCUUAUGGAUGGUACGUAUUGGUGGAGGAGUUUUUCCUGUAAUCAAAGAGCCAGAUUACCUUGUUAAUGGGGAGUAUCGGAUUGACAAGGGGGCAGCACCAAAAAUGCUGAACUGCCUAAUGUACAAGCUUUGUUACUACCGAUUUGGAGAACUUACCACUGAAUAUGGAAAGCCUCCAGGGUAUGAUCGUGUACGGGGAGUGGAGAUUGGCAACAAAGAUAUAAAACUUGAAUACUUGGAGGAGGCAUUUACAACUUCAAACUGGAUAGUGCGCAUAUACAAGGUGAAACCCCCAAAGAACAGGUCCUGA